This is a messenger RNA of Phycodurus eques (leafy seadragon), 4459 nucleotides long. RefSeq names its product USP6 N-terminal-like protein. NCBI's taxonomy places the organism in Eukaryota, Metazoa, Chordata, Actinopteri, Syngnathiformes, Syngnathidae. The record is from RefSeq and is a predicted model, not a curated record. The transcript has 14 exons. Bases 226 to 2505 code for a protein of 759 amino acids.
CGCGCGCCUCGCGACUGUCACCAAAGAGCCGCCGCGUGUGCACAUCACUCGACUGGCCGGUUAGCAUCGAUUGGGAGACGAAUUUUGUUUGCUUGUUUUUGUAAGCAUACAAAGAGUGACAUGAGCGACUCCAACGGACGGCGACGGAGACGAUGAGAAUAGUGGGGUUUGUGUCCUGUCGUUGGUACGGCGCAGAAGAAGGGAAGUUACUCGAAAGUUUUAGACAUGAAGAAGGACAUAGACACCUUGAUAGCAGAAGAACGUGCAGACAUCAUUUCCAAAUAUGACAAGGGCAGGCAAGAGGGUGUCUGUAUUGACCCUUGGGAGGAUGCUGACUACAGCAUUUAUAAGGUGACGGACCGCUUCGGCUUCCUGCAUGAGAAAGAGUUACCGACACCCAGUGUGGUUGAAGAAAAGCAAAAGCAGCAAGAGAUUGAUCGUGUGGAGAAGUGGCUGAAGAUGGUGAAGACCUGGAAUAAGUAUAAGGACAGCGACAAGUUGGUGAAGCGUGUAUAUAAAGGCAUCCCUCUCCAGCUCAGAGGCCAGGCCUGGGCGUUACUUUUGGAAAUAGAUAAAGUUAAAAAAGACAAUGAGGGCAAAUAUGAGAAAAUGAAACUGCAGGCUCGCAACUUCUCCACAGAGAUCAAACAAAUUGACUUGGAUGUCAACAGAACCUUCAGGAACCACAUCAUGUUCAUGGACCGCUUUGGAGUCAAGCAACAGGCACUCUUUCAUGUACUAGCAGCCUACUCGGUCUACAACACGGAGGUGAGCUACUGUCAGGGGAUGAGUCAGAUCGCUGCUAUCCUGCUCAUGUACCUGAAUGAGGAGGACGCCUUCUGGGCUCUUUCCCAGCUCCUCACCAACAGCAAGCACGCCAUGCACGGUUUCUUUAUCCCGGGAUUUCCCAAACUGCAGCGUUUCCAGGCCCACCAUGAGCGGAUACUUUCCAAAAUGCUGCCCAAACUGAGGAAGCACCUGGACAAGGAGCAGAUGUCAUGUGGGGUUUACACCACCAAGUGGUUCCUUCAGUGCUUUAUUGACAGAAGCCCCUUCACCCUCACCCUCCGCUUAUGGGACAUCUAUAUUCUGGAAGGGGAGAAGAUGCUGACUGCUAUGGCUUACACAACGCUCAAGUUACACAAGAAGCGUUUGCUGAGGUUCCAGUUGGAGGACCUGAGGGAGUUUCUUCAGGAGCAGCUGGCUGCUUCGUUCCUGCUUCCGGAUGAUGUCGUGGUGGAGCAACUACAGGCCGCCAUGUCUGAGCUACGCAGUAAAAAGUUGCACCAACCUCCUCCAGGCAAGUCAGAGGAGCUGCCAAAGAAGCCCCUCGGUCAAGAGAGGCCGAUUCUCCUGCUCCCUCUGCAGCGUGACACUCCUCUAGAGGUCAAAAGUGAUCUACAGCCUCGCAGCCGGUCAAAUACGGAGAGCAUCACCGAGGCGCAGGACUCAAGAAGUCCCAGCAGUUCCAGCACACUCUCCUCGCGAUCGCCGGACCCAGCUGCAGCGCUCACGAAAGCGACAUCUUCUCCCUCGAUGCCUUGUAGAGCACCUCCGUUACCUCCCAAACCAGCAAAACCCUGUGCUGAGGUCAAUGAUGGCAGAGAUGUGAAGGAAAGUGAGAAAACACAAGGAGGCAAACUUUGUGGCCCCCCAGACGUCCAGGAGGAGUUUAUAGAUUGGCCCCCUCCAUAUGAAGCCCCUCCUCCGGAUGAGCUGAACGUGAAUACAGACGAGAUGUUGGACCUGCCAGAUCUGCCGCCUCCACCGUUGUUGUACCCCACAGAGCUGGAGCAAAAAGUCAGUCCGCCGGCCCGGCACCGUUCCCCUCCCAAAUUGGUGGUUCCGUUGAAGCCAUCUCCGAAAACACUCCCCAAACCGUUCAUGUCCCCUCCCCGUGGCUUCACAGCAUCUUCCUCUCCCAGGCUCGCGCCCCCCAAGCCCACCAAGUUCCCAGUGUCUCUGUACGUGCCGGCGUCUUCGGCUGACAGGAGGCCUUCCAACACCUCCCAGUACGACAACCUGUCCGAAGCCGAUGACGACGACCGCUGCCCUGAGAGGUUGCUGGGCUCCACGCCCGAGGAGGUUUCUUUCGACAGAGACUACGACCCCGCUCGCUACCCGCUACCUCCGCCCCCCAUCUUCAUCCCGCCGUCACCGUCUCCUCUCCUUCCCUCGCGCUGCGCUCUUCCCUGUUUGCCUCAGGAGCCGGAAUAUGAAGAAGAGGACCGCUGGGUGGAGGACUCCGUCAUCAUCCCCCCUCCUCCGCCCAGCUUUGCCGACAGACUCUCUCCCCUGCGGUGCCACAGAGCCACCUCGCCCAGCGCGUAUUCCAAAGCUUUCUCUCGGGGCCCCAGGGACCGUUCUGCCUUCCCGGCACCACUCUUGUACACCAGGUCUCCCCCGGGACAGUCUGCGUUGUGGGUGCCGGACGUUGGAUCCAGCCCAGACUUUUGCAGGAUGCCUCCGGGUGGACAGCGGCUGCCGAAGUCGAUCACCUUUUGAAGUGGAAUCAACGUAUCGACUGAUCCUACCGGUAUGAAGCGUUUCAGUUAAAAGGCCAGUAGCUAUUGGCUGUGUCUCCGCGGCAAGGCAUUUGAGCAUUUAUUCGUGUGCUGAAUUGUCCAUGUGCUUGUACGCUCUUUGUCCUCACUCGUAAGACGGGGCGCUAGUGAUCUCCCCCCACUACUGAAUACACUUUUUUGUCCACUAGUAGAACAACCGGGGCACGUUAGUAGAACCUCUGUCUUACCAGUGACUGUGUGGCAUAUCUGCGCACCAGUAGAACGACUCGCUUGUAACAUUUUUGUCACUAUUGUAUGGCAUUAUUGCACACUAGUAGAACAACUACAUGAUACUCGUCAGGCAAAAUUGCACAACUUGACAUCUGCAUGCUUCAAGUUCCAUUAGUGAACUGCUAGAUGUCAACUCGUAGAAUUUUCGAUGGUCACUAGUAGUACUAGUAGCGGGCAGUUGUCAACUAGUGUAGUUUUGCCUCACUAAUAACGUGCAGUUCAUUAACGCACACAAUUGUCAUAGAGCAGUGGAACAAACAACUAAUAAGACAGUUGUUCUACUAGUGCACUAGUUUUAUCAAUAUGCCCACAUUUCUAUGAUAGAACCUUUUUUAGAAGGGUUUUUCCUAGUUGUCCUUUUGUACUUAAAACUGUUUGCAUUGCGAGCGCAUUGACGUUCCUGCUUUUUGUCAUUGGCAUUUUAUACCAUAUCAACAGUUACAAAGAAAUGAAGCCACCAGCGCUUCAUGUACGGUUAUCUUGAAUCUUUUCCUCCAAAGUGUCUUAAAUGGAGUCCAAGUAGGGUCUCGGCUCUCUCAUUUGGUCCGUUGGUUCCCCUGAAGUCUUUGUUUAAGGUGAAAGGUGAGCUGGCUCUCAACUAGUCGUUCUAAUGUCAAAAUGAAUUGAGUAUCUUUAGGUCAAAGAGCUACGACAUAGUUUGAGUAAGCUAACGUCAGAAAGGGAGGUUAUGGUGCAAUUAGUUCAUUCGUUACAUUAACAAGACAGCAUCGGAUACGCUAUGGUUAUCUUUUUAUUGCUCACAAUGUUUGCUUCCUCUGUAUAGUAAUUUCACAAUGUGUAAACCAAAGAUGGAACAUCUGUCAUGCUGAUCCCCUUAUGAACAACAUCUCCCUAUGGUGGUUUUAUUUUUGUGUAUUUUAAUUGUAUAUGUUUACUGAUGUAUGUUUGACAAGAUUAUGCGCUGCGUGGGCAUGUAGUUAUUUUUCUAUAUGAAGGCAUUUCAAACACCUUUGUGAGAAUAUGAGGACAUUUUUCAUAUUUUCUGUGUGUAUGUACAGUCUGAGUUUAGGUCACUUAAAGCUCGUUAUUGUAAUGGCUCAGAAAAAGGUUCUGGAGAAAAGGAAGUUAAGCCAUGUUCAAAUAUGAAAAUCAGUUUGGAACGGAUUCCAAUAUUUAUCAGGAGUGAUGCAAAAUCCCACUAUAUACUGUACAUUGUUGCUGUAAAUGUUAUAUUGUCUGAUAAAUUGUCAUAUCAGAGAUAGUCCGCAAGUGAACUUCCUAUCCAUUUUUGUAACCCACACACCAGCCCUUCCUUGGUGGUGCUAAACUAGUUUCUAUAUGUAUUCACAUCUAUGCAGAUGAUUCUACAAUAAUCCUCAAGAAUUUCAAUAUGGACCUUUACGUAGUUGUAUUACCCUAAAUAAGACCUGGUCAUCCAUUGUGGUAGCAUGGUUGGCAGAAGACCAAAUGUAAAUGUCUAGUCAAUAUUUGUCACGUUCCACUGAAAAGUAUGUACUGUUGCGCCAAAUGUUUUAUUUUCUGAAAAAACAAAGUUUUGUAUAUAUUUUUUCUCACUCAGACACCUGGUGAUUAUUUGGUUUAUUGCACUCCCACAAACGUAUGUAAAUGUUAGUGUACAUAACUUGUUUCAGCUGUGCAAAGAGCAAAUUUUGUUCAAAUAAUUAAAAAAAAUACCUGAAGUA